Messenger RNA from Amphimedon queenslandica, 1123 nucleotides. RefSeq lists its product as uncharacterized. Gene Ontology annotation, biological process: endosome organization; aggrephagy; mitophagy. Gene Ontology annotation, cellular component: aggresome; amphisome. The transcript is spliced from 4 exons. Lineage: Eukaryota; Metazoa; Porifera; Demospongiae; Haplosclerida; Niphatidae. Bases 30 to 1025 code for a protein of 331 amino acids. The record is from RefSeq and is a predicted model, not a curated record. Gene Ontology annotation, molecular function: K63-linked polyubiquitin modification-dependent protein binding; protein kinase C binding; zinc ion binding.
AGAAAUAAAGAAGUUAAGAGCAUUGGACUAUGUCGUUGAUAGUUAAAGCAUCUCUGUAUGGCAACUGGGGACGUCCAGAGCCACUUGAAACUAGAAGAUUCUCAAUUGAUCAAGAAGUUGCGACAAGUUUUACUUACUUGACGCAAAAGCUGGCCCAGGUUUUUUCUAACCUUGAAGCUGACAAAAUUAUAGUUACUUAUGCAGAUGCCGAUGGAGAUAAAGUAACUAUAAGCACAGAUGAUGAACUCACUGAAGCUUUGUCUCAAUUUGACGGAACAAUCUUUCGUAUUGCAAUAAAGAGAAAGAAUGAUCAACAAAAUGCUGGUCAAUGCAGGCCUCACCCAGGCUUUUGGAAUAGGAGGGGACCAGCUCCAAAUUUCUUUCAAGAUGUUGUCAAUUUUCUUCAACAACAACAACAACAGCAGCAGCAAAGUGCCCCACCUCCUGAUCCUGAGAAGAAAGACGAGGGAAAGGAAGACCCUCCAAAAGAGAACAGUAGCCCAUCGACUGAUGAGCCAACCAAGAAAGAUGGUGCAACAAACAAAAAAGGCCCUUACCAUCCUGGGGUGAUCUGCGAUGGCUGCAGCUUCUCUAUAUAUGGCAAACGUUUCAAAUGCUGCAUAUGUCCCGACUAUGAUCUUUGCGAGGAUUGUGAGGGAAAGGGACUUCAUACCGACCACGGCAUGUUCACAAUUGAUCGUCCAGCUUUCUGUGGAGGAGGAGCAGGAGGGUGGCCAUUUUUCCGUCCCAAUCCCAGUGGCUCUUGGGGUGGUCAAGGUCAAUUAGGACCUUUUGAUUUUAAGUUUUGGACCAAUCCUGGUCGCUUUGGUGGGGGACCAUUUGGAGGACCUUUUGGAUUUGGAUGCUGCCCAGGAGGCCCAUCAACUGGUGGAGCUAAUGGAUGCUGUUCUCCUAAAAACACUGAGCAGCAAAAGCCUACUGAAGAUAUGGAGACAUCAGCUACAAGUGCUGAGGACCAGCCUGGUCUUGAAAAAGUGGAAAAGAAAGAAGAAGAGGAGCAGUAAAUUUGAGCCCUGUCUUUUGUGAACACUUUGCAACUUUAACCUUGUAUAACAUUUAACGAUUGUGUUUCAUUUUAUCCAAAAUAAUUAUUUCAAAUUUA